AUGGCGCCUCCACACGGUUUUUCGUGGAUAGUCCGAUCAGACCACUAUAAAGAUUUUCAAUGCGGUUUUAGAUUCGGCAAGUCAGUCCAUUUAGCUUUGGAUAAUUUUAAAGAUAACUUAACACACCUAAAAAAUAAUUACAAACACGUUGCAGCUAUAUCUUUAGAUAUUAAAAGUGCUUUUGACAACAUUCAAUAUAGUAUAAUUAAUCAUGAGUUGUCAAAACAUCAUAUUCCCUCUAAUCUUUGCCUUUUCAUAGAAAGUAUAAACACAAAUAGACAAGCAAUUGUUUCAACAGAUCAAGGUUACGUAACUAAAAACAUUUCAAAAGGUUGUCCCCAGGGGUCAUGUAUUGGUCCUACAGCAUGGAAUCUUACUAUCAAUAGUUUGCUUAACAUACAUUCUGAAAAUUAUAUGAUCCAAGCUUUUGCAGACGAUCUGAUUAUACUGACUUUUGCCAACUCAAGGAGAAAUUUGGAAGAGAUUACAAAUAAUUCCCUUAAUGAAAUUCACACAUGGCUAAUUCAAAAUGCUCUAAAUCUUUCUAUAGAAAAAACAGUUUACAUCCACUUUUAUAACACAGAUCGCAGUGCAAUAUUUAAAAUCAAUAAUAUUAAAAUUAAACAUUCUAAUCAUUUUAAAUAUCUAGGAGUAGUCAUUGACAAAAAAUUAAACUGGGGUUCUCACAUUAAUCUUUUAAAACAAAAAUCUAAAACAUUAUUAAAUUCGCUUCAAAAAAUCAACCAAAAAUCAUGGGGUAUCAACCAAAAAGCGAGAAAAUUAAUAUACAAUACAGUAAUAAUUCCCGCAUUAGCUCAUGGUUGCAGCCUAUGGGCUACGAAUAUCUCUCCACGUAUUUAUCGCACUUUACAAUCUAUUCAAAGAAAAUUUCUUUUAAACAUGAGUAGAGCAUAUUAUUCUACCCCAACGGCAGCACUUCAAGUACUAACAAAUAUUCCUCCUCUCGCAGAACAGAUUAUGUCAAUAUCUUGUUCAACAACCGUAACUCACCUCCAAAAAGAUGCCAAAUUUAAUAAUAUAACGUAUAAUACACUAGACUAUGAGAAAAAGCUAAAAAUACCACAUCGCCAUCCUUCUUUUCACACAAUUAACAAAAUAACUUUAGUAGAACAGAAUAAUUUUGAUUUUAACAGAAAAACAAACUAUUUUACAGAUGGCUCGAAGACAAAUACAGGCACAGCUUUCGCUUUCCUCAAUAUUACACAUUCACAAAGCUACACAUUAGACAAGGAAAAUUCAGUCUUUCAAGCCGAACAGUUGGCAAUCUUUGAAUGCAUUAAAUACAUUAAGAGCACUGAAAACUUCAAUAAUAACGAUACUUAUGUAAUCUGGUCAGACUCAAAAUCAUCAAUAUCAUCAAUACUUGAUUUUGGCACAAAUAAUAGAAUUUCUUUUGAUAUUCAACAAGAACUACAACACACAUCAAUUCAAAUUUCCUGGAUUAAAGCACACAGCAAUAGAGUAGGUAAUGAAAAAGCAGAUGAUUUAGCUAAACAAUCUACGAGACAACCGAAAAAUUAUGUAUACCCACUUCCAGUUUCAUAUCUUAAACGACGUAUUAAAGAUUCUCUUCUAACAAAAUGGCAAUUUCAAUGGAAUAAUUCAGACAGAGGCAGACGUCUAUUCAAAAUUAUUAACAAUGUUACUUUUUUCAAAACAAUUCCUCCAAAACAAGUCAUCUGGUUCUUGACGGGUCAUGGACCAUUUCCAACCUUCUUUAAUUACCUGCAUAUAACAGAUACUGAUCUUUGCACCUGCGGCCAACAAGGUUCGCCUGAACAUUAUCUCACUAGUUGUUCCUACACUGUCUCCUGGCAUAGUCGUCAACCUAGCCCAACAAAUUUAGAAAUUUGGCAGAAAACUUUUAUUACAAACAAUACUUUAAAUAAAAGAUUAAUAACAGUAAUGAACUUCUUAGCGGAUAAUGACUAUCUAUUAAAAUUUUAAUAACUUCCCAUUUCACAUGUAUAAUAUUUUUUUUGUCUAAUUUCUUCUUAAAUUCCACACUU
This is a messenger RNA of Parasteatoda tepidariorum (common house spider), 2030 nucleotides long. NCBI's taxonomy places the organism in Eukaryota, Metazoa, Arthropoda, Arachnida, Araneae, Theridiidae. The record is from RefSeq and is a predicted model, not a curated record.